This is a messenger RNA of Neohortaea acidophila, 1920 nucleotides long. RefSeq lists its product as uncharacterized. NCBI's taxonomy places the organism in Eukaryota, Fungi, Ascomycota, Dothideomycetes, Mycosphaerellales, Teratosphaeriaceae. The record is from RefSeq and is a predicted model, not a curated record. The transcript has a single exon. Bases 1 to 1920 code for a protein of 639 amino acids.
AUGCGCCGGCGAAACCCAUGCUCCUACCUCAACCGCCGCCUUCAGAUCGUCGCCAGCCUCACCACCUUCAUCCUCUUCAGCAUCCUCUUCCUCGGCACCACCUCCGAGGACAACCCCUACCUCAGCAAAGUCCCAUACGGCCCGCAGAUCCGGCAAGGCACCACCAAAGUAGUCGGCCGCCUUCCAUCCAUCCCCAAGGAACUCCCGCACGUGCACGUGAACACGGCACAAUGGCUGAAUCGCUUGGAUCCCUUUCAAGCACCCGCUCACAGUCCUCCCCCAGCGGACCAGCCCGAUAGCAGGGAGGGUGAUAUAUCAUGGCACACCGACUGGCAUUGGAUGAACCCCUUCAGCACUGUCGUCACCCAGGACGAGCGCGCCGUGCUGCCUCCCUUGAAGCCGCGCCCGCCCGUCUACACCUACUUCGACGCUGGAGGGCGGAGUCGGGAUGAGCGGAGUAGGAAGGCGGAGCAAGAGGUGUUGGAGAUAUGGCGGCGCGCAUGGUGGGCCCAGGGCUUCAAACCCGUCGUCUUGAGUCGCUCCGAGGCAAUGAACCACCCAAAGUACAAGUACAUCAAGGACCUCAAGCUGGAAGCUGAUAUGGAACUGGAAUUGCUGAGAUGGCUGGCGUGGGCCAGCAUGGGCACGGGAAUCCUGUGCAACUGGCUGGCCGUGCCCAUGGCGCAUUACGAGGAACCCUUGCUCCAUUUCCUGCGCGCCGGCGAGUACUCCCAGAUGACCCGGUAUGACGGCUUGGAAGGUGGCUUGUACGUUGGCACGAAGGAGCAAGUGGAACAGGUGCUCGAGAUGGCCCUGCGGUCGACAUUGAUCACCACUGCUCAAUUCAUGUACCAACUCACGCCAGAGGACACUUUCCACAUCGAGCCCAACCAUGAUGGCGUGGCAUUCUACAGUUCGAAAACGAUCAAGACGUUGUACAAGUCGAUCGACAGCCAGUUGACCUUUGCCGACACCCGCGGAGAUGGCCUGACCAUGCUCCCCGCGCUCAUCAACAGUCAUCUGCACUUGACCUGGCAAAACAGCUUCCCGAAAGGCAUCGCCGUCUUGAAACCCCUGGCUCAAAACACCACAUACAUGAUCGAUCCCGCCAUCGACAUUGCUCGGAACUUGUCGACGUGCACAGCAUCUCCCAUCACCACCUCGUGUCCGCCCAACCGACCGAAUUGCUCGCCUUGUGUCAGCAGGACACCUAUGAUCAUCACUACACCGCCCAUCUACCGCAAUGACAGCGCGCAAUUCUUGAUCGGCACUGUGCCUCAUCCCUACACCCUGCAAAGCCUCAUUCACAACAAAGAGGAUUUGGACGUACGAUUCAUCCGACGGAAAACCUCGCGUGACUCGUGGGUCAUGGCCGCCACCAGAGAGUUGCUCGGCGCGGGCAUCUCCUCCUUUUCGCGCCUUGCUUCCCUCAAAGACGCCGUUGCAUCCGAGCACGGCAUCUCUCGCUCGCUGUGGCUGACGGCAGAAGAGCCCGUCUACCUCCGCACCGAAAAGGACUUACAAGAGCUCGAUUGGAUCUUCGGCUUUCGCAUCCCGCGGCACCCAAUGAAGGAUGGCAAAUCAGAGACGCCAGUGCCCGGACCAGAACGCCGUCCUCCGCCGCCCAAGCAGGACUUUGAUGGGCCGAAACCCGACGAGAAGCAGCUCCUUCAGCAGAUGUUGCUGGGGGAGAAAGCACAAGAUAUGAUCAAGAAGAGCGAGCGACAUGGUGGGCAGAAGUCUCUCAUCCUCCUUCGGAACGCGGUCGAGGCGUGGAACAUGGCGGACACGGAGGUGUGGAAGUUUGUGCGGGCGUUCAACGCGCGGAGAUUGGUGGAGCGGCAAAAGUGGCAGAAGGAGGAGGAUGCAUAUCUUGGAAAAGGCCUGUAUGACCGGUGGAAGGAGACUUUGUCUGGAUGA